This is a messenger RNA of Opisthorchis viverrini, 219 nucleotides long. RefSeq lists its product as hypothetical. The record is from RefSeq and is a predicted model, not a curated record. NCBI's taxonomy places the organism in Eukaryota, Metazoa, Platyhelminthes, Trematoda, Opisthorchiida, Opisthorchiidae. The transcript has a single exon. The coding region runs from base 1 to 219 and encodes 72 amino acids.
AUGCGCUCGCCCAAACCGUUCUUUAUGGUAGCGUGUCUGGUGCUGCUAUAUUAUUCCACCGCCUUGGCAAUCAUAGGAGAAACAUCUGCAUCCGAGAUGGACAAGCCAGAACCAGACUACAAGUUGCUAGCGGAAAUUGUGACUAGCUCGCCUGAGGCCCUACGCAUGUAUAUGAGAUUCCUCAGUGACUGGGAGAAGAUUGCUGCAAGACCAAGGUAA